Molecule: messenger RNA, 1699 nt
Organism: Saimiri boliviensis boliviensis (Bolivian squirrel monkey)
Lineage: Eukaryota; Metazoa; Chordata; Mammalia; Primates; Cebidae
Gene: TMEM101
Product: transmembrane protein 101
Biological process (GO): positive regulation of canonical NF-kappaB signal transduction
Source: RefSeq, a predicted model, not a curated record
GGACAAAGAUGGGCCCUGAAGUCUCCAUGAGCAGACAAGAAGGCUGGACUUCGCAACUAGAACACCUUACGGUCCGGAACCAGAGAGCGACGCCAUUGUUUCUGGGAGGAAAAAGAAGAAAAAGCGCUUAACCCGGAAGUUGCGUGUCCCCCACGCGCCGGCCUCCCUGACGGGUGAGGCCGCAGAGGACUGCCCUUUCCCAAGAUGGCGUCAAAGAUAUGUUCGAGACGGUGGCUGUUGCAGCUGAUUAUGCAGUUGGGUUCGGUGCUGCUCACACGCUGCCCCUUUUGGGGCUGCUUCAGCCAGCUCAUGCUGUACGCUGAGAGGGCUGAGGCACGCCGGAAGCCCGACAUCCCAGUGCCUUACCUGUAUUUCGACAUGGGGGCGGCCGUGCUGUGCGCUAGUUUCAUGUCCUUUGGCGUGAAGCGGCGCUGGUUCGCGCUGGGGGCCGCACUCCAAUUGGCCAUUAGCACCUACGCCGCCUACAUCGGGGGCUACGUCCACUACGGGGACUGGCUGAAGGUCCGUAUGUACUCGCGCACAGUUGCCAUCGUCGGUGGCUUUCUCGUGUUGGCCAGCGGUGCUGGGGAGCUAUACCGCCGGAAACCUCGCAGCCGCUCCCUGCAGUCCACCGGCCAGGUGUUCCUGGGCAUCUAUCUCAUCUGUGUGGCCUACUCACUGCAGCACAGCAAAGAGGACCGGCUGGCGUAUCUGAACCAUCUCCCAGGAGGGGAGCUCAUGAUCCAGCUGUUCUUCCUGCUGUAUGGCGUCCUGGCCCUGGCCUUCCUGUCAGGCUACUACGUGACCCUCGCUGCCCAGAUCCUGGCUGUACUGCUGCCCCCAGUCAUGCUGCUCAUUGAUGGCAAUGUUGCUUACUGGCACAACACGCGGCGAGUUGAGUUCUGGAACCAGAUGAAGCUCCUUGGAGAGAGCGUGGGCAUCUUCGGAACUGCUGUCAUCCUGGCCACUGAUGGCUGAGUUUUAUGGCAAGAGGCUGAGAUGGGCACAGGGAGCCACUGAGGUGACCCUGCCUUCUUCCUUGCUGGCCCAGUUGCUGUUUAUUUAUGCUUUUUGGUCUGUUUGAUCUUUUGCCUUUUUAAAAUUGUUUUUUUCUUUUUUGCAUUAAGAGGCAGCUGGUUCAUCCACAUUUCUGGGCUCAGUGCUUGGGAGGGUGGGAGCCCUGGCAUCAUUGCCUCACAGGCUUUUUUCCUGUUUGUUAGAGCCGAGGCCAGCUGCCUCCUGGGUACCCUGUCCCUGAGAAGGGAGUAUGGCAGGGCUGGGAUGCGGGUCCUGAAAGUGGGAGACAGAAGGAAGAUGGAGAUCAGAAGUGAGCGAGUGUGAACACUUCCUCUUUGAACCUGGCAGAUGCAGCUGGGCUCUGCAGUGCUGUUCCGAGACUGAGAGUGAGUGUGUGCCGACACAGUGGUUCAGGCCCAGGAGGGGCAAAGGGGCUGAGCACUACAGAAGUCACAUGGGUUCUCAGGGUAUGCCAGGGGCAGAAGCAGUACCAGCUAUUGCUCACCUCGAGAGCAGCGCAGACCCUGGUCUGCUCGGAGCUGUGCAGGGGUGGAGCAGGCAGCGCCAGCCUUGCCCUCCUGUUGCCUCUGUUUCCAGCUCCGUGGUUGGCCUGGUGGGGUUGGAGUUCCCGCCCAAACACCAGACCACACAGCCUUCCAAAAAUAAACAUUUUAUAUAGACA